AUGGCUUCUUACGCUGAUCCACCGGUCCAAGACCGCUGGGACUCGCACGAUUUCGAUGGCGACCCUGAUCGCUAUCUAUGCCUUUACAACAUGUCAGACGAAUUUGACUUGGAUGCUUGGGCGACUCCUGAUCCUCGGGUCACGACUAUGGUCGACAUGGGAGACGCCUUUGCUUCGAAGAUGGAACUGCACCGUUCCACCCUGAACCCAGUCAAAUUCGAGAAAACGGAGUCCCCUUUUGAUGGAGGCAGCUCCGACGAUGGAGGAUAUCCACUACCACGUUUGUUGACGUUCAGAGAACGCCGACGCCUACCUGUGCAGUUGUUACUUCGCAAGUCCCGCCAUGCACCUAUUGCUUGUGGUAAAUGCCGCGAAGACAUGAUUGCUUCUUGUUCCCUCUCCUCCCGGGAUAAAUUGGCGAGCGUCCGGCUUUCGGACCUUGCAACUAUGGAGGACCUAGAUUUCGUUACCCCAGUUCCGGUGUCCCCAGACGAUGGCCAAACGGCACAUCUGGACAUUCCGGAUACAUGCCGACAGGUCUCCUCUGGGAAACUCAACGGCGUUGGCCAAGGACCUGAGUACGUCGUAAAACUUCUCGAUCGGCCAUCUGAACUUGAUAGCGCCCGUCCACAAGAAUUCACACAAACGCAACCAUUCGUAAACCAGCUAGCUCAGCAAAUCGCCGAGUCAACCACCCUUUACCAAUACGACCCUUACUACCAGCAACCUUCGACUCCUGAAACGGAGUUCUACGACCUGUCUGCUGCAACGAAUAUCGUUGGCAGACUUCCAAGCGAGAACACUACACACCACCCCGGGUUCCCCCCUUCAGUCGCAGUUAUGGCGGUCACUACCACAGGCUGGCCCUACGGGGCCCAGCCGGUACGUGCUGCACCCGAUGCCAUGAACGACAGCAUGUAUCAAAACUCGCCUUUCUCCGAGCUCUUUGAGCUUUCGGACGAGGGCGACGAUUGGGCAAUGCUCAUGCAGCAGGACAUGCUCGCUACGGGCGACUACGACAUGACCACCUUCGACCCUUCCACCAUGGAACCAACUUACCAAACCACCCACUCUCCUCAGGAAAUCUUCAACGACCCCGCCGUCCAGUUCGAUGUCGCGCAGAGCCUAGGCCCCAACUUCUUUGACUUUAACAGCCCUCUGCCCGACCUCUCUACCUCUGGCUACCUCUCUGGCGACCAGGUUUCCUCCUACUUGGGCAGCACGAACACCUCCCCCUUCGAGCCUGUCCUCGACUUCUUCCCCGAAACUGACUCAUUCUCCAUGUUCCCGGCAAGCACCGACGGCUCGCCCCUCGACACAACUUUCUCCUCCCCCGGAUCAGACAGCGCAAACGCCCCUUCCAGCUCCUCCCACCCAUACAGCUGCACCACCGACGGCUGCACAAAGACCUUUGCAAAGGAGGCUCAGCUGAAGCAGCACCAGCGCGUCCAUCGCAAGGCCCUUGUCUGCACCAUCUGCCGCGCCGAGCACCGCCACGAGCACAAGUUCGCUCAAGUGCGGGACCUAGAGCGGCACAUGCAGGCGCGCCACAAGGACGUUGCCGAGAAGAACAACGUGCGCUCCGAGAUCCGCCAGUGCCCGCACCAGGGGUGCGAACACCAGGGGAGGCGGGACAAUGUGUCGAGGCACCACAAGAGUAAGCACGGUAAGGAACUCAAGUGGAAGAGGGGUGUCCCUCACGUGGUGGGUUGA
Molecule: messenger RNA, 1713 nt
Organism: Colletotrichum costaricense
Lineage: Eukaryota; Fungi; Ascomycota; Sordariomycetes; Glomerellales; Glomerellaceae
Exons: 3
Coding region: 1-1713 (570 amino acids)
Source: RefSeq, a predicted model, not a curated record